Melopsittacus undulatus (budgerigar) is the source of this 1390-nucleotide messenger RNA. RefSeq names its product suppressor of cytokine signaling 3 (gene SOCS3). Gene Ontology annotation, cellular component: phosphatidylinositol 3-kinase complex. The coding region runs from base 131 to 748 and encodes 205 amino acids. Gene Ontology annotation, molecular function: 1-phosphatidylinositol-3-kinase regulator activity. The record is from RefSeq and is a predicted model, not a curated record. The transcript has 2 exons. Gene Ontology annotation, biological process: phosphatidylinositol phosphate biosynthetic process; intracellular signal transduction. Lineage: Eukaryota; Metazoa; Chordata; Aves; Psittaciformes; Psittaculidae.
GCCCUCCGCCGCACACGGGCCCCGCCGCCACCGCCGAGACCGGCCCCGGCAUCCGAGCCCCAGGUGAUGGUGUAGCAGCGGCUGCUCCCGGCAGCAGCACCCCGAGCACGCAAAGCUGGCUCCCUGCGCCAUGGUCACCCACAGCAAGUUCCCCGCCGCCGGGAUGAGCCGACCCCUCGACACCAGCCUGCGCCUCAAGACGUUCAGCUCCAAGAGCGAGUACCAGCUGGUGGUGAACACCGUGCGCAAGCUGCAGGAGAGCGGCUUCUACUGGAGCACGGUGACGGGAGGCGAGGCCAACCUGCUGCUGAGCACUGAGCCUGCCGGCACCUUCCUCAUCAGGGACAGCUCAGACCAGAGGCACUUCUUCACCCUCAGCGUCAAGACAGAGUCAGGCACCAAGAACCUGCGCAUCCAGUGUGAGGGCGGCAGCUUCUCCUUGCAGAGCGACCCCCGCAGCAGCCAGCCCGUGCCCCGCUUCGACUGCGUGCUCAAGCUGGUGCAUCACUACAUGCCGCCCGUGCCCGAGCAGCCGGGGGGGGCCCUGCACCCCAAGCGCACCUACUACAUCUACUCGGGUGGCGAGAAGAUCCCUCUGGUGCUGAGCCGCCCGCUCUCCUCCAGCGUCUCCACCCUUCAGCACCUCUGCCGCAAGACUGUCAAUGGGCACCUGGACUCCUACGAGAAGAUGACUCAGCUGCCGGCUCCCAUCAAGGAGUUCCUGGACCAGUACGAUGCCCCCCUCUAAGGGGCCGGCGGAGCAAGAUCACACGCUACAAGCACAAGAGUGGGGGACAGGCACAACGCCUCAUGGGACACGGCAAGCCUCUCCCUCUGGGGAGGUAAGGAGGGACUGGGGUGAGCCUUGGUGCUGGGGGACACCCCCCCCCCGAGGAAGUGCGACACCCCCUCUCCGUGGGGAAGGAGACUGCUCCGGUCAGAGUGUGGAUGUUACAGUGUGUCCAGCAUGGAGGCUGACUCCGUUGGCAAAGCCCCCACGGACUUGGGCAGCCAGGACAGCACCUGUGGCAUGGAGGGACGGGUGUCCCACCAGCCACAUCCCCACUGCCACAGCGGGACCAUGCCUGGGGUGUCCUGUCAAGAGCUCCCCUCUGCCACCAAAGCAGGGAACGCACUGGAUCCUGCGAGUGCCUCAUUGCUUUUCCUCGGUUUUAAGGGGAAAGUGUUUUUUGCCCAUACUGUACUUUACCUCCUGCUGCCUCCUCGUGAGUGGAAGCUCCUUUCACACCAGGCCCCAGACUUGGAGGUCGCUGCCUUUUUUCCCCUCGUUGCCAUUUUCCAGGGCACUAAGCCUUAAUAUUCUCCCUGCCCCAUGGGUUACUGCACAUCAGUUGGUGAUGCUGUGAGAUAACGGUCCUGGUGAUGUGCC